AUGCCUCCAACACCUCGUCGCCUGGUGCGGCGGCGCCCGCUAUCCGAGCGGAUACAGGCCUUUCUCAACCCUAUAGACUUUUAUAUCUGGAUCUCGGAGGAAAUCCAAAGCUUCGAUUGGGACUCGACUGCUUUCGGCACUUGGUUUGGUCUGAUUGCGAAUGUUCUCUUCCUACUUGCGAGAGCGAACGCAAACAUUAGUGGAGGGCUUGUCGACGAUGAUGUAUUUUCGGAUGCUCCCUCCAGCGGCUUUACAAAGGCAUUGAUUAACUUCCUCAUCUGGACCCUGAUCCCCAUCUCUGGUCUCAAUGCCUUCUACACCAUGACCCGAUCGCGCCACUACCGACUAUUCGAAGCGAACGUCGAGGCUCAAGGUCCUUCAACCCCUUCCGCGCACCGUGUCCGAGUCGAUUCUUCGCCGUCCACCCCAACGCCCCUUCGAUAUAUCCAAAACUUUGCAAAGGGCGAAUCGGCUGAGGCGCGCGCUCAUCCCGACAAGACGCGCGACGUCUGGGAGGUGGCCGUUUGGGAUCCGUACCCGGCAACACUGCGCAUUUUCUGCCUCUUCAGCCCCGGCCAUGUCCUCAUCUACAUGCUCUUCCUCCCCUUGGCCGCCCUCGACCCGCGCCCGAGCGUGACCGUCUUCAAAGCUCUUUUCCUCCAGCUCCUCCUCACAGCUCAGAUGCUCCUCCUGACCUCCCGCUUCACCCAGCAAUCCAAGGACAUGAACAUUAUCCACCGCGAAGUCAUGCACGAAUACGACAUCAAGUACGUGCACCCGCGGGUGUACCCUAUUUACCGCGAGGUAGCGACCCAGGUCUCGAUUGUCGACGACGUUUUGGAAGAAGAAUCGGUAGCUAUCGGCACCCCUUCGACCAUCAUCCGCCACGGCUUCGAAACGCAUCCGAACCCAAACUACACCAAACACUUCGACCCCGACGGUGUCCUCAAGCAGAGCAGAGAGCUAACACAAACCGACGCUUCGACUCCCGCGGCGCGACCCUACACACCCAUCACCACCGGCCGACCCAGUUUCGGAUCAGUAACCUCUCCAAGCACCACCACUACUACUCGUACCCCGACCCUCCUCCGCCAAAACAGCUACGGCAACACCCCCUCGACCAUCUCGAUGACCGCCCGCCCAACACCUAGCAAGAGACAGGUCGCCCACGCCGGCACCACCCCCUACCCACCACGUAAAGCAGCAGGCGGCGGCGGCGGCAGUCUUGGCGUGUACCAGCACAUGAACUCCCCACUCAACCGAACAGCCAGCGUAGGCACCGACGCGCCUUCGCCCCGCAACGGCCGCGAGAUGGCGGCGCUGGAGCAGAGAGACUUGGCGGAUAGGCUGAUUAGGCAGCACAGCCCCGUGAAGCCGAGUCCAUUAAAGAGCGAGAUUUAUCCUGCUGCUGCCGGUGGGUCGCCCAGGAAGUCAUCGGCGGCGGCGGCGGCGGCGGCGAGCAGGGAUGGGGAUGGGGAUAGUAGUGCGUAUAUGCAGCAUUCGCCGGCGACGUUGAAUAAUGCGCGGGCGAAUAGGUGGGCGCAUGAGAGGUUUCCUACGAGAAGGGUUUAG
Neurospora tetrasperma FGSC 2508 is the source of this 1572-nucleotide messenger RNA. RefSeq lists its product as uncharacterized. Lineage: Eukaryota; Fungi; Ascomycota; Sordariomycetes; Sordariales; Sordariaceae. The coding region runs from base 1 to 1572 and encodes 523 amino acids. Gene Ontology annotation, biological process: maintenance of rDNA; regulation of exit from mitosis. The record is from RefSeq and is a predicted model, not a curated record. The transcript has 2 exons.